UUCCUGCCAUACUGGAUUGUGGAAAGGGAAGAAAAACAGGUUCAACACUUACAUACAGUAGCUAUUUUAAGUGCCAGUAGGCAUUGGGUUUGAUGUCCUUCAAUCAGGAAACAUUAGGCAAGAAAAUAGAAAUACAUCAAGCUGCCCUAUACGGUCACCCUACAGAACAUCCAAAUGAAAAGCAUUGUAAAAUCUAAAUAGCUCUGCAGAUGUGAUGGAAACACAGCAUAUCCUGGUCUGGCGUAUUUGUCUGAUCCUGGCCCUCUUGCCCCACCCACACCAAUGCCUGUCAGUGCAUUUCCAGAACAAGGGUCUCCUUUAUGUGGCUCCGGGGAGAGACCUGGUCCUGCGGGCCCAGUUCCAGAUUACACCAACAGAGAAGAUCAUCAUGGUGAUUUGGGACCGCCAGACUGAGAAGGGUCAGGGACAGGUCAGGCUGGCCGAUUACCAAGAAGCACCUGGCAAUCCUCUAGACCAGAAGGGGGCCUUAUUUAGGGUGGAGAAUAUAAAUUCAUCUAACUAUGGAGUCUACACCAUCACUGUGACUGACCAGAUGGGGAACGAGAAAUCAGCAAAUAUACUUGUUAGAGAGAUUGUUGCUGCUCCUGUGGCGUCUUUGUCGCUCCAGUGUGAGGUGGCCAAUGACAGGGCACAGUGGGACAGCCCAGUGUUUUCCUGGUUGGUGGAUGGGGUAGAGCUGUCCAAUCAGACAGCCAAUCUCUCUGCAGAUGGCAGGAGACUCUACGUGUCCGGAAUGAAGGGCCACAACUACACCUGUGUUGUCAACAGCAGUCUGGGGACAAGUGUCACAUACUACGUCACUGAUUCUCCUACACCAUCCCAAAGUAACCAAUUCUGGAAGAUUGGUAUACUAUUGGCCAUCAUCAUAGUGCUUCUAAUCCCAUGUGGAUAUCUCUCCUGGAAAUGCAUACAGCGGAGGACGACUGUGACUAUAUGACCUUAGGAGGUCCAUCGCGUUCCAUUAUCAGUCUUAUUUAUGACACUUUGUUACACACUGCACGAUCACACAAGUCUUUGGCACAUGCGGAGACAGUGAUAUGAGGAGUUUAAGGUAAUAUUCUAUUGCAACAAGUCACACUACCAGACCAAAUAUCAUUCCUAUCAAGAGCUGUGGCCCUAUUCACCAUCAAUAAAAUAUAUUGAUAUGCCUAUUUAUCAAAUUAAAAUUGUAUUGGUCACAUACACAUAUUUAGCAGAUGUUAUUGCGGGUAUAGCGAAAUGCUUGUUAUUGGUGUAUUUAUAUGCCUAUUUGUGGUAUUUAUUUAUGCAGUGUCCACACAUAUAUUUGGACUAAUUAUAUCUUUGAAUCUUUUUUUUAAAGUACUGUAUGCCAUCACAUUUACAUUGUGCACAUGUACAAAUAUGUUCAAAUUAACCUAAACUUAAACCUACUUUUGUGAUGCCUAUGUAUGCUAUAAAGCAAAUGGGGGGAAAAUGCACAUUAUUGUGACGGUGCAUGUGUGCAUUUAACCUAUUUCAUAACCUGUGAGGAAAUCUUUGUAAGCGUCCACUUUGCUACACUUCCAUAGGAGACAGUGAAGAGACAUAGAAACACAGCACCUAUUUAAUAGCGCCAUCCACUGGCUUGUUUUAGAAAUUCCUCUAUUCAUAAUAUCACUUCAAGGUGCAACUUUGGUUUUAGAAGUGGGGGGUGUCUGCAUGGUCAUGGUCCUACCUGACCGCUCGGAGGCGUCUGCAUGGUCCUAAAGAACACCGUUGCCUCGUUUUAUAUGACAUUCUAAUGACAAAACUGGGGGGGACAAAAAAGCUAAUUCAGAAUGUGGGGGGGGACAUUUCGUUCAUGGAUGUCAUUGUCAUUCACAGAGAACUUGAAUUGAAAAUACUGUACCGUAUUGUUAAUUGUUUUUGCAAAUGUAGAUAAGGUGAUUUAAUUAAAGUCGCAAUCCAGUC
Messenger RNA from Salvelinus sp. IW2-2015, 1932 nucleotides. RefSeq lists its product as uncharacterized. NCBI's taxonomy places the organism in Eukaryota, Metazoa, Chordata, Actinopteri, Salmoniformes, Salmonidae. The record is from RefSeq and is a predicted model, not a curated record.